Molecule: messenger RNA, 1222 nt
Organism: Ceratosolen solmsi marchali
Lineage: Eukaryota; Metazoa; Arthropoda; Insecta; Hymenoptera; Agaonidae
Product: short transient receptor potential channel 4
Exons: 2
Coding region: 317-1075 (252 amino acids)
Biological process (GO): regulation of cytosolic calcium ion concentration; calcium ion transmembrane transport
Cellular component (GO): cation channel complex; plasma membrane
Molecular function (GO): inositol 1,4,5 trisphosphate binding; store-operated calcium channel activity
Source: RefSeq, a predicted model, not a curated record
UGAUAUUACCUACAUUGCCAAGGAAAUAGACAAAACCUUUUUAAAGCAUAUUUUUCUUUCUCCAUUAUUUUAAUCCUUACAUAAAUUCACAUUAUUAAUGUACGUGAAGAUUUUUACCAGAACCGCAGCAUCAUAGACACCGGUUCUGGAUGUUAUUUUGAUAAUUUUUUUUAGAUCUGUUUAGGACGAGGCACAUAUGCUUUGAAACAAAUAAUUGGCUAGUGAAAUUUUGAGGCGUUGUCGAAGGCAUGCGAGAAAAGUUUUUACGCCGUCGACGAUCGCAGCAAGAGAAGCUCAUUUUCUUCACGAGAGAACUAUGUGGUGCGUUAAUAUUGCAGUUGUAAUGUGGCCGCACCAAGCGAUCGAGCUCCUCUUCUUCGCGAUCUUCGGCCAGACAACCCACGAGAAUUUCAAGAUUGUGCCACGUGACAAGCAGGAACCCUGGACCACCGCCUUCUUCAAGCUUGCCUUCGGUAUCUACAUGCUCGUAUCAGUGGUCGUACUCAUUAACCUUCUCAUCGCCAUGAUGAGCGAUACUUACCAGAGGAUUCAGGCGCAGUCGGACAUCGAGUGGAAAUAUGGUUUGAGCAAGCUCAUCCGGAAUAUGCACAGAACUACGACGGCUCCAUCGCCCCUGAACCUGAUGACCUCUUGGCUCACGUAUCUAUACAAACUCUGCAAGAAACGCAAGCGAAAUAAGGAACGCCCAUCACUUGUGAAUAUGAUGGGUCUGCGUCGUAGUGGUCAACUCUCAGCCCGGUCGAAAAUGGGCGCCAAAUGGUUGUCGAAAGUGAAGAAAACAUCGCAGGUUGCCCAUAAGGACAGCGUCACCCUCUCGGUUAUGCACCUGAGCCCGUUGGGCAGCCAAUUGUCAUUCGGAAACGUGACAAGGAUCGAGCGCGUCGUCGAUUGGGACGUGGUGAGACGCAAGUUCCGCGAGCUCCACGGCGAACCCUCGGAAAAGCUAACGAUUGAAAGCAAGGACGACGGGGAAACGGAUUCGCAGCUUUUGCCCAUUGAGGAAGCUACGAGUCUCGUCGGCAGUCAGGCCACUCUUAUAGCUUCUGCAUCUUAAUUGAGAUGCUCGCAGAGGGGAAACGAGAUGCCGCUGUGCAAGAGCGAUGGUCGGAGAGUGCAUGAUAGAAGAAACCAAUGAGAAUUGAAGAAGAGGGAGAGAGAGAAAAUUUGUGUGAAAGGGGAGCAGAGACAGAGUGAUGGAGUG